Molecule: messenger RNA, 4771 nt
Organism: Cydia fagiglandana
Lineage: Eukaryota; Metazoa; Arthropoda; Insecta; Lepidoptera; Tortricidae
Gene: CAHbeta
Product: beta carbonic anhydrase 1
Exons: 5
Coding region: 132-896 (254 amino acids)
Molecular function (GO): carbonate dehydratase activity; zinc ion binding
Source: RefSeq, a predicted model, not a curated record
AAGCUCACUAACGAAGGUCAUCUAUGUCAAUCUGACCCGACUACAACCCGUCCACAACCAAGUGUAAUGACUAGCAAACGUAGUUAUAUCAAAAGGAAUUUAAUGUUUGUGUUAAUAAAUAAUUAAUCAAAAUGGAAAGGAUUCUUCGAGGCAUCAUGAGAUAUCGUGUGUUGGACCGAUCGAGCAUGGUGAAACAGUUUCAACAAGUCAAAGACAAUCCAGUGCCUAAAGCAGUAUUCUACACGUGCAUGGACAGUCGAAUGAUUCCUACUAGAUUUACGGAAACCAGUGUAGGCGACAUGUUUGUUGUAAGAAACGCCGGUAAUCUGAUCCCUCACUCUCAGCACUUUGUAGACGAGAUGACAAGCUGUGAACCAGCUGCGUUGGAACUUGGCUGCAUCAUUAACGAUAUAAGGCACAUUAUUGUGUGCGGUCAUAGUGACUGUAAAGCUAUGAAUCUCUUAUACAAGUUAAAAAGCAAAGAAGAAUCAAGCACGGAACAAAGGAGAAUGUCUCCCUUACGAUCUUGGUUGUGUAAUCAUGGACAAACAAGCUUGGACAAAUUCAUCGCGAUGGACGGCGAUUUCUCAAAACCGAUGUUGUUUACAGCUGAAACACCACAAACUAAAUUUGUGGCAUAUAUCGACCCUGAAAACAAAUUUAGUACAGAAGACAAAUUAUCUCAGGUUAAUACAUUACAACAACUUCAAAAUAUUGCAUCGUAUGGUAUGUUGAAGUCAAGACUGCAGAAACAUGACUUGCAUAUUCACGCACUUUGGUUUGACAUCUUUACCGGGGACAUAUACUACUUCAGCAGACGAGCCAAAACGUUUGUGGUCAUCGAUGAGUCUACCUAUGAAACAAUAUUAGCUGAAGUAAGAAGAUAUUAUUCGUAAAACAUGUCUACCUAUGAAACAAUAUUAGCAAACAAAAGAUAGAGAAUCCGUGUCGAGCCGGAGAGGACUCUCUUUAUGUCGGCUGUACACUCGUCAAGACAUCCCGAGACAGGCCAAGAGCGAGUGUGUACAAACUACAGACUGCUCUCUCGUCUUGUCUCGGUCUUCCUUGUCUCGUCUCGCUGUUCCCCGAUUGCGGUCAGUUUUUUUUGUACGCGCUCAUUGUCAAAGCUUAGCAAAAAUAAAAAAACGACGUUGAAAAAUAAGAAGACGUUGUUCAGUAAAAUGUUCCAUCUACGAUAUUUAAGGUACUUUCCCUUGAUGCCCCACAAUCUUGGGACGCCCUGUAUAUCGUUAAUUGAGUCGCUUAACUUCAAACUCGGGUAAAUCCACCUGUCAGAUUAUGCGAUUUUGGUAUUAAGAAAACGUAAUAGGGUAGAUAUUUGCUGAUGAGAGGGUCCAAUGGAUUUACCCGAGUUUAAAGUUAAGCGACACAAUUAUCGUUAUUAGAGUUAGACCAAUAUAUUAAGUCAGCGUCAUUUUAAAAGUCAAACUUCUAUAAAAUUAUGACGUAUAAAUAUAUAACACUUGCAUAGCGUGUACUAUCAAAAUCGUUGACAGAGACUUCUCUUGGUCUAUCCCUUAUAACCUCGCGCUAUUUUGUGUAACCAUUAUCUUAUUUAGUUAAUUUACUUUUGUAAAAUAAGCGAUUACAUAUUAAGGUUUGGUAACCAGUGGUUACUAAUGGUGAUUAGUUUUAUUUGUUAUAAGAAAUAUUUUGUUAAGGCCCCAGUACACAGUGGUGAAGGAUGGGCCAUGCCACACCCAGGCCAUUGUAUACAGGGGGCUAUGGUAUGCAAUGGCGGACGACUGCCGUCAGUUGUCAGCCGUGGUGAGCUAUCGGGGAGUUGUAGGUUUUUUGGCACACUUCAAAGGAAUCGUGGCGUACCGUGGCCUGUGGUGUUCACACAGUCGCCAUUGUUUGUUUAGUUUCUUGAAUUGUUGACCGCUUGAUUAAAUGUUAAUAGCCCAAAAUGUCAUUAUUGUGGAGCAAUGAAGAGACUUAUCAGUUUAUUAUAGAUUUAUAUCAAUCAGAGCCUGCAAUUUCGAUUUUUUUUUUUGUUUUUUUUUGAUGCACCAUUGUGUGAACACCUACGUGAUAUAGGCCUACUGUUGCGCAUUGCAAAGCCUGGCUUGACAUGGACCAUCCUUGACCACUGUGUACAGGAGCCUUAAAGGCGUUUUUAUCUUUUUAUGUGUUACAUUAUAUAUACCUACUACAGUUAGACCAAGAAAAGUCUGCAAUGAUUUGGAUGGGCCAAGCCUACGCAGUGCAAGUGUUAUUUAUAAGUCAGAAUUUCAUAGAAGUUAGACCAUACUUAGACGUUAUAAUAACACUUGCACUACGUGGACCAUCUAAAUCUCUGCAGUGUACUUGAAGAAUUGGUUUUACUCUGCCUACCUACUCUACGAGUUAGACCAAGAACUCUACAGCGAUUUCGAUAGCACACGCAAUUGACGCAAUGCAAGUGUUAUUUUAAACGUCAAUCUUCUAUGAAAUUGUGACGUAUAAAUAACACUUGCACUGUGUGUGCUAUCAAAAUCGCUGCAGACUUUUCUUGGUCUGACUCUAGCUUAGCGGCGUUAUUGCUAGUCCUGGGCUAAUAAAUUGUUCUAUAUUUUUAAUUUAGAGAUAAGUAUAAACCUAUUGUUAAGACAAUAUUAUUAUAAAAAUCUAAGGCUUUACGAUGCUAUUGGUGGGACCACAAUUAUAAGUCAUAAAAUAUUAGUUUGGCAAUGGCAAACCAAAUUUAUCAGUAGAAAUUCUUCAAAUUUUAAAAAGGUAAGUACGCGCGAGGCUUUGAAUUCCCAUACAUAGAUAAUUUAAAUAUCUAAAUAAUUUCUAUAUAAUUUCGUCUUUUUCUACCGACAAAUUGGUUUGAUAGACUUAAUGUUUGUAACAGUGCGGACAAUGAAGAUGGAGUAGGGCAUGCAGUACCGGUCCCGGUACCAAGAAUUUCAUUUCCCGGUUCUGGGCAUGGCCGGAACCGGGAUUCCCGGUUCUUCCCGGUUCUCAAGGCAUCUUUUGAUUACUUUUAAGAAAUUGUUUCUGUUAGCGUACAAUCUUUAUGAAUGACUUAUUUUCAUAUAAAUAAUUGCAUAAGAAUUAAUAAAUGACUUAUUUUAUUAUAAACAAACACUUAAUUGGCGUUCCAACCUAUUUUACGAAAUUAACCGGCACACAUAGGCUCCGCCUGGGCCGAGCCACACGGCCGUAGCGUAGUCGAUGCACUCAACACUAUAUGACGGCACGGCCUGCCUUCACGAAUGCCUACUUUACUAGGUUAAUUUAUCGGGUUAUUUGGGUCCCCCGUUUAUAGCACCAUUAUUAAAUGUUAUAUAAUGUCCCAAGCUAAAGUACUAAUACAUUACUACUAUUGAAAUGGGAAUAAAUAGUCAUAUGAUGAGAACCGGGAAGUACCGGUACCGGGUCUUCAGUAUUUUGAUACCAUAAAAUUCCCGGGAAUUCCCGGGAAUAUGAGAACCGGGAAUUCCCGGGAGCAUGCCCUAAGAUGGAGGUCUUGGGUUCGAGACCCGUUAAGGACUUUUUCAUCACACUCGCUCAGUAAAUGUGGAAUUACACGCAAGUUUAGCGGGAGUUAUAGCGUUUUCCCUAGUGAGUUAUGAAGUUUCUAGUGCCAUAAUUAACAGUUAUUUGUCUUUAUACUUAAUUUUUAUAUCGCAAGUGUGAUGAAAAACAUUGUGUGUAACUCGGGGCGUAAUAAUAUUGCAAACUCUAAUCUAUAAAUCGCUUCGGCAAGCCGUCACGUUUUAACUUACUCUCGUUUGCAAUAUUUAACUUACGCCCCAUGUUGCACAAUGUACUAUAAUUCGUGUGUUUAAUCACAAAUAUUAUUUAUUCAAUAGUUAUGGAUGUUUUCUAUGAACCUUUGUAAGUUUGUAUGUAUUUAUGUAUUUAAAGAGGUAUGUAUUAGAGAUGCCCCGAAUAGUGGUUUUGGCCGAAUGCCGAAUACUCGCCCCUAUCUAGGCCGAAGCCCCGAAUAUUCAGUGACGUAGAUUCUGUUCGGAAAGAGAGGAGUCGUGGUCCACGACUCGUAGACUGUAUGGGAACCAAUCAAUACAUUUCACGACUCUUCUCUUUGCGCACAGAGUCUAGUAGAGUCAAUCAAAUCAGACCAAUGAUAAAAAUAAUUAUAAUACUUUGUAAUCAAAAAAAGGCUCGUGGCAUAAGUGCCAACAACUUAAGGGUCAACAACUUACUAGUACCUAAGUACAGUCAACUGUUCAAAUAUAUGUCCCAUAGUUCUUAAUUUCGCUGACAUUAGAACUAUCAUAGCUCAGCUAUGGGACAUAUUUUUGAGAUGAUUUGUGCACCCAUUAUUUUUACAGUUGACUAAACUACUUAGUUACUAGUUUUUGGUGUUUUUUAUUGUAAUUUUUCUUUUUAGGUUGGUGCAAGUUGCAACAGAUAUUCGGUAUUCGGCCGAAUAUUUGCUAAAGUGGCCGAAUACCGAAUACUUGAAAAGGCAAAGAGAAUUUGAUAUAGAGGAUAGAGGCGGAUUGUCAACAUCAUUUUUCGACAACUGAUUAAAACUUUUAGGACGCCAUUUGAUUUUGAUCCUUGUUCUCACUGAUAUGUGUUAAAUUUGUUUAAUGUCAUCGUAAAGUGUCGCCAUCUACACGAGCAUAGGCCAAAGGCAUGGCGCUAUCUUUUCGAGAGAAAUUCUCUUUGGUUUGGGGUUAGGUUGGGUUGAACCAUGUUUAGUAGGUAGGUAGUUCGUAUUGUCAUCAUAUCGUAAGUUACGAAGCUGAAGAAUUACAAAAUUGUGGAUAAAAUGUUGUUUAGUUUUAAA